Salvelinus namaycush (lake trout) is the source of this 4285-nucleotide messenger RNA. Its product is annotated as protein FAM83H-like. Gene Ontology annotation, molecular function: keratin filament binding. The coding region runs from base 69 to 3767 and encodes 1232 amino acids. Gene Ontology annotation, cellular component: keratin filament. Lineage: Eukaryota; Metazoa; Chordata; Actinopteri; Salmoniformes; Salmonidae. The transcript has 13 exons. Gene Ontology annotation, biological process: positive regulation of cell migration; protein localization to cytoskeleton; intermediate filament cytoskeleton organization. The record is from RefSeq and is a predicted model, not a curated record.
CCCUAACCCCUUUACCCUAGCCCCUAACCCCUUUACCCUAACCCCUUUACCCUAGCCCCGACCCCAUCAUGGCCCACAGGUCCCAGAGUUCGGACUUCGGGGACAACCCCCUGGACCCUAACUUCCUGCCCCCCCACUACAGAGAAGAAUACCGUCUCGCCAUUGAUGCUCUGGUGGAGACAGACCUACAGGGUUACUAUGAGUUCCUUCAGACAGCAGACGUGGUGGACUUCCUUUGUCAACCGGAGAUCGAACACAUCAAGACCACCAUCCAGACCCCCAGCCAGGCGCCAACCUCCAACGUACCAGAGCUGUCUUAUCAUGAGGCAGAUGCAGACGGCUCGUCUGACACCUACUGGCCGUUGCACUCUGACACGGCGGCCCCGGGGUUGGACCUGGGCUGGCCCCUCCAGGCGCACAGCUUCAUCGGUCCCACAGAGGUCACGACCCUGGUCAACCCCAGCGACCCCGACAUGCCCAGCAUCAAGGAGCAGGCCAGGAGGCUCAUCAAGAACGCACAACAUGUGAUUGCCGUGGUGAUGGACAUGUUUACAGACGUGGAUCUGUUUGCUGACUUGCUGGAUGCCACGGCGCGUAACGUCCCCGUCUACAUCCUAUUGGACGAACAGAACGCCCAUCACUUCGUCUCCAUGGUGACUAACUGCAAGAUCAACCUUGACCUUGUCCAUAUGAUGCGUGUGCGGACUGUGGCGGGGAUGACGUAUUUCUGUCGGACAGGGAUGUCGUUUAAAGGACAGGUGAAAGACCGCUUCCUAUUGGCUGACUGCAGGGCCGUGCUCAGCGGAAACUACAGUUUCAUGUGGUCCUAUGAGAAGCUGCAUCGCUGUAUCGCUCAUCUCUUCCUGGGAGAACUAGUCACCACCUUUGACGAGGAGUUCCGCAUCCUGUUCGCCCAAUCACAGCCUCUCACCGUAGACCACGCCCUAGUGCCUGUGUCCUCUGACAGCAGCAGCAGCAGUUACUACGGCAACCAGUUCGGGAUGAAGGGGCCUCAUCGACACCCUCGGGGUUUCCAACGACACACCCCAGAACUUACGGGCUUCCCCUUCGGAGGAGGAGAAACUGAGCGUUCUGCAUUCCGUAGGGAUGACCUGUUCCGACAUGCCAUAGAAUCCGGAGGAGGACUGAAUCUUGGGACGUUUGCAGCGUCGCAGCAGCUCAGGAUGCAGCAGUCCUUCCUGGAGCAGGGCCGCUCCAUGGUCUCCAGGCAGAUGGAGAUAAGUGCCAGUGACUAUAAGGGUCAAAGCAACGCAGAGGGAACCCAGGAGAGUUACUCCUCUUCCAGACAGUACAUGAAGCACAGAGUCAUCAACAACCAGGAGGAGACAGAGCAGCACUACCACAGGGAGCAGAGCCAGUCCAGCCACUACUACCAGGGUGGUGAGGGACCUGGGUUAAUGCCGGGGCUGGGGCUAGGCUCAGGGCUAGGAGGACCUGGGUUAAUGCCGGGGCUGGGGCUAGGCUCAGGGCUAGGAGGACAUGGGUCAGGACAUGGGUCAGGCCAUGGACGCUACGACAGGCUGAGGAACAGACCAGCGCUGGACCAGUACUCUGACUCAGGCUACCCCCAUGAGGAACCUCCUGGUCCAGAGGACUACGGCAGAGACUACCUCUCCUCUCAGGACCUGAAACACAACCCGGGACCACCACCGGCAGGGGGGAGGUACGGAGGUGGCAGCGACCACAAGAGACCGACGGUGGGCCAGCCCUACGUCUGCCAGUCCUCCCCCACCCAUCCCAACCCCCCAGAGAAGCAGCUGUUCCCCGUCCCAGCAGAGGCAGACCAGGACCCCAAAGUCAGACAGGGCCUCCGUAGCUGGAGGAUCAACUCCUACCUCAGCACCCACGAAGACACAGGAGAGGAGGGGCUGCCACAACCUCUGGGCCCUGAUGCUUUCCAAGACCCAGAGUCUGAGGGGAAACCAUUCGCCAGUGAGGGGUCUGUAUCCCGCUUUGAAGCGAGAGAGCCUCCGGAUGUCCCCUCCAAGCCUAGGCCGGAUAUCCGACCGCCACGGUACGGCAAGCCCUUCAUGCCCGAGGGCACGAGAAAGGACGGGGCCGACAGCAGGACCAUAGAGCGGGAGAGAGCGAGAGAGAAAGACCGAGAGAGGGAGAGGGAGGUGGGGGGGAGGGAGGUUGGGGUGGAUGUGGAGAUGCCAUCGUCGAGGGAGACUUCGGGAGAGGUUGUGCUCUCCAAACACGAGUCGUUCCGGACACGGAUCAACCCGAUGCUCCAGAGGACCUCCCGGCUGCGCUCCUCCCUCAUCUUCUCCUCCUCCAAGACGGAGACCCACCUGGGAGGCCUGGGCAUGAAGGUGGCCAAUGAGGAGGAUGAGGAAUCCGACAUGCUUCGCACCACCUCCAUCGUCCAACAGAUCCUGGAGAAGAGAUUUACCCGGGAACCCUUCGAGUGGCGGAAGAAGCCUGCCCCGAUGAAACCACAAGUCCCAGCCAUACUAGAGCGAACACGCAAACUGUCCAUCACCUCAAGAUUCAAAACCUUUGAGCCUUCUACUACCACAGUCCAGAGGAAAGACAGCAGCUCAGAGUCACAGAGGACAGACAGCAGCUCGGAGUCACAGAGGAAAGACAGCAGCUCUGAGUCACAGAGGACAGACAGCAGCUCUGAGUCACAGAGGAAAGACAGCAGCUCUGAGUCACAGAGGAAAGACAGCAGCUCUGAGUCACAGAGGACAGACAGCAGCUCUGAGUCACAGAGGAAAGACAGCAGCUCUGAGUCACAGAGGAAAGACAGCAGCUCUGAGUCACAGAGGAAAGACAGCAGCUCUGAGUCACAGAGGAAAGACAGCAGCUCUGAGUCACAGAGGAAAGACAGCAGCUCUGAGUCACAGAGGACAGACAGCAGCUCUGAGUCACAGAGGAAAGACAGCAGCUCUGAGUCACAGAGGAAAGACAAGGAGCCCAGUAAGAUUCUGAAACCUUUCUCUUCUCUGAAGCCUUUCUCUUCUCUGAAGCCGUUCAAGAGCUCCAACCCUCGCCGCGUCUCCUGUGAUGUGGAAACGCUAACAACAGACGCCACGGACGCGGAGAAAAGCGAGCUGAAAAAAUCUCGCUCCCAAAGCUUGUCCAGUAUGUCUCGCGCUGAGUCCAAGGAGAUAAAGAACCUGGGCUCCAACACCUCCCUCAACACCCUGGGAGGGGAGGGCAAGGUCGACACCAAGCCCCUGGACUUCCUGAAGAAGCAGACCCAGAAACUCAAAGGCUUCCUGGGACCCAAGGACAAGAAGAGCUCUGUUGGUGCGACAUCGGUUUCCAGCGGAGACAACAAGACGAUGAGAACUGUGGUGGAGAGCUCCGAGGAGUCUGGGGCCGCAGCUACACGCCUAGGCUCCUCUUCCGCUGCCGACACUAAAGCCGCAGACUACGUCACUUCCUCAGACAAUCACAAAAUGGCAGGUCCGUCUCGAUACCAGACCUCCAGCGGCUCGGUUCUGUUCAGUAGCAACCUGAGAGAUGACACCAAGGUCAUCCUGGAACAGAUUUCUGCCAACAGCCAGAAAAAACGUCUGGAGAGAGGAGGAGGAGAGGAGGCCGGAGGGGAGAAGGGGGUAGACAUGGCAGGAGAGAAAGGAGGGUUGGAGAGGAAUCCGUCGCUUGGGAGGAACCGCUUCCUACGGCCCCAGAGCAACCCUCAGGAGAGAGACAGCCUGCUGAAGAGGAUGGAGAGCAUGAGGAAGGAGAAGAAAGUCUACAGCCGUUUUGAGAUGGGGAAUAACCUGGGAUAACUAAAGAUGGCCGAGGAAGCUAUUGACUGGAAGCUUAGUGUGCGUGGAGGGCUCACAAACACACACACCAUUCCCAGUUCACCAACAUAUGUGGCAAACGCAUCAUCAGAACCCCCGAAGGAGAGAGAGGGAGAACACAAAACACAACAACAGCAGAUAGCUGUGUCAUCAGACUGUAGUCUUCCUGGUACAGUCAGACACCGUUCACAACCUUUAAAAAACAGACUACAAAAAACAGGAGUUGAAACUGUACCCAUAUGUGUGCCAAAGCUGGUCUUCUCUGGUUGGUUAUUUUGCCUUAUAUGGACUCUAUGGGACAACUCUUCACUAAUUCACUGCAACCCUUCAUCAAACACCUGGAGUGAGAGAGAGAGUGUGUUCAUGUUUUACUGCAAGAAAGCAACUGAAAACAUGCCCAGUCACAAACCAUGCCUGUACAGAACUGCAAACUCCCAGUGUGUGUGUGUGUGUGUGUGUGUGUGUGUGUGUGUGUGUGUGUGUGUGUGUGUGUGUGUGUG